This is a messenger RNA of Panonychus citri (citrus red mite), 5372 nucleotides long. RefSeq names its product phospholipid-transporting ATPase ABCA1-like. Gene Ontology annotation, molecular function: lipid carrier activity; ABC-type transporter activity; ATP hydrolysis activity. Gene Ontology annotation, cellular component: intracellular membrane-bounded organelle; membrane. Gene Ontology annotation, biological process: lipid transport; transmembrane transport. The record is from RefSeq and is a predicted model, not a curated record. NCBI's taxonomy places the organism in Eukaryota, Metazoa, Arthropoda, Arachnida, Trombidiformes, Tetranychidae.
UGUAACAAUCAAUCUUUUUUUUUAUUAACCAGUUUGUGUUGUGAUUUAUUAAUUUAUUGGUCUAGUCAAUUUCACCGAGAGUAAAUGAAUAAUGAACAUAAAUUUUCGUGAACUUUGCUAUUGAAUCUUAAAUAAGUGAUUUCAUACAAUAGAGCUGUAAGUUGAUUGUGAUAAUUACAAGCUUUGAAAGGUUUUAUUUAAAAAUGAGAUCGUUACAUUGGGAACAAUUUAAAUCUAUGUACAAAAAGGAUUGGCUCAUACGAAGGCGACAUUAUAUUGUUACAUUUUUCGAGCUUUUUUUACCAAUCGCUUUGAUCGGUGUUCAUCUUUACUCAUUACCCGAUCCUGAUCAAUCACCAUACCCAAAGUCUUUCGAUUCAUCGUCAUAUUUAAGUGAAUCGAGUGCUUCUCAAACGACGAAUAAAUUAUCUGCCCCAAGACGAUUAAGUGCUAAUAAAAAUGACGAUUAUUACUAUUCUAAUACAUUUUAUUGUUCUAUCGAUGGAACAUCAAUUUUCUACACCUUACCUGAUGAAUCUACACCUGAUUUUAUCCGAUUAACGCAACAAAAAUGUGGAGUCGAAACGUUUCCUUUGGCUGGAGAUAAGGAAGUGAUCAAAGCUUGGGGAAAUGCAAUGAAAUAUGAAUACUUCUCACAAGAAAAUGGUCUUUUUUUUCACGAACUUGACCCAGUUUUGGGUAAAGCCAAUUACUCGAUUGGUGGUAAAUCUCUUGAUUAUUCUGGUCCAUGGAUUGAUAUUGAAUAUGUGCCAUUUCAAGAUUAUAUUGGUGUACAAUCGCUUAUCAAUCAAUUGUUAGCCUUCUAUCCCGACUACUCAAAGUUGGUUAGAACUGAUUUAACUUACGAUUAUACCGCUAAACUUUUUCAAGAGGGUAAUCCUAAAUCAGGUAGCAUAAUGAUCGAUACCCAAUCUGAUGAUGAAAUGAAAUCAAUUUCACCAGUACAAGCUACUGAUUUCUAUCAAGGUUACACUUUUAUUGAGGUUGGUUUUCUUUAUCUAUCAACUAUAAUAACCCGACGAGUGCUUCGAGAAAAAGUAACCAAUUCGAAGGAGUUACUACGAAUCAUGGGUCUUAGUGAUCUCAUUUAUUGGGCCUCACAUUUGAUUAAUUAUUUUACUCUAAGUGUCUUCCAUGGAUCGAUAAUAACACUCAUAUAUUCUGUAUCAAGUAAAAAUCCAUACCCUGGUUGGAAUGCUGGUAUUUUCUGGUUCAAUUAUCUAAUCAACAGUGUCACCAAUAUUCUGUUCUCAUUUACCUUUACAACGAUACUCUCUCGUCCUGUUGUCGGUGUUUUAAUUGUUCUCGUUGGUCGAACAGCUUUGGCUUAUGUACCUUUCGCUGCGAAAACAGCUUCAUUGUCUGUGUCAUGGUUAUCACCUAAGGUACUCUCUUGUUUACUUCCGAGUGGCCAGUUACAUUUCUCGAUUUAUGAUAUGUUUUACUUUGGUGAAGUUGAGAAAAAAGUAUCUUUCUCACAGAUCUUCAAGUCUAUUGAUGUUUCUGAUACAAUUAGUUUUGGUACCAUCUAUCUCGUUACUCUAUUUUCUUGGAUAUUGUACAUUUUACUCCUCUAUUAUCUAGAUUCAGUGUGGCCAUGGCAAACUGGUACCCCAAAGCCAUGGCAUUUUCCUAUCUCACAAUUUUUAUCAAGAAAAGGGGAAGAUAAUUCAAUCGGUGGAUCAGCGUUUGAUAUGAAUGAAUUACAACAAGAUUCUAAUCAAAACAAAAUAAUUAGUAAUAAUGAGCCAGUACCAGAAAAUUUGAAACCAAGUAUUCAGUGUAACAACUUGUACAAAUCAUUUGGUUCUAUGGGUUCGAAAAAGUUUGCCGUCAAUGGAGUGAAUGUUAAUAUUCUCAAAGGUCAAAUAACUGUUCUCUUAGGUCACAAUGGUGCUGGUAAAACGACCACAAUGUCCAUGAUCACUGGAAUAUUAAAACCUUCGUCUGGUAACAUUUAUGUCAAUGGAAUUGAUGUUCAUAAGAAUACGGUAGCUGCUCGUCGAUGUCUCGCUUUGUGUCCUCAACAUGAUUUACUAUUCGAAGAUCUCACUGUUCGAGAGAAUCUAGAGCUUUGUGGUGGACUUCGAGGAUUAAGUCGACAGACUAAGAAAGAACUUAUUCCAUUGAACAUGAAACGAGUAAAUUUAACAGAAAAAUCAAACACAUUAGCAAGUAAUUUAUCGGGAGGAAUGAGACGUCGUCUUCAAUUGGCCUUGGCUCUUUCGACGGCAUCAGAGAUAUUGAUUCUCGAUGAACCAACGUCAGGUUUAGAUCCAGAGUCUCGGAGACAAUUGUGGGAUCUUUUGUUAGAACUGAGAAAAGACUUGACAAUAUUAUUGACAACUCAUUUUAUGGAAGAAGCUGAUGCAUUGGGAGAUCGUAUAAUUAUCAUGGGCUCAGGAAAAGUAAAAUGUUCAGGAUCAUCGAUGUUUCUUAAGAAACAGUUCGGAGCCGGAUAUUCAGUUCGUCUGGCUAAAGAUACAUGGUCAUAUGAACCUAGUAGAUUAUCAAAUCAAAUAAGGUUCGUUUUUUCUGAUGCACAAAUAACCAACGAAACCAGUGAAGAAGUGAUCUACCAGCUUAAUAAUAGAUCCGAUCAAGGGUCGACUUCAGAUUUAGCAGAACUUUGUGAUACUCUUGACAAGAAUCAAACCUCAUUAGGUAUCACUUCCUAUGGAAUAUCGGUAACAACACUUGAGGAUGUUUUUCUCAAGGUCGCUGAAGAUGAAAGUAAUCAAACAAUAAUAACAAUGGAAGACAAAUUGUUUGAAGUUAAUAAAAUUCUUGAUUAUCAAAGAUUAACUGGAUCCAGAUUGUUUGCUCAACGUAUCAGAGGAUUAGUUAUGAAAAGAUUUCAUUACACAAGAAGACACUUUAAGACAAUUGGAUUCACUAUAAUUCUUCCAGCCUUGGUUAUGAUUUUCACUUUUCUUGCCUCUCGAAAUGCAAUGGGAUAUGUUGAUAAAUCUUACAGGGAUUAUCCUUAUCCCAUCGAGAUUAGUGCCAAACAAAUCUAUGGUCCUGAUGUGAAAGCAGUAAUUCGAGCAUCAUUUACUAAUGAAAAAAAUCAGCAGUUUAUUGAUGGAUAUCGAGAAUCAAUGAAAAGUUUGGGUAUCCAAGUGGUUGAUAUAAAUUCAUCAUUAACUAUUGCUGACUUUUUAUUGGCAACAUCGCAAAAUGCUGAUCAAUUUAUGAAAGAUCAUAUAUUCGGUAUUAUUGAGAAAGAUCCAUCGGACACUCAUUCCUAUUCAAAGUCAGCAUUUAGUUUAUGGUACAAUCCAAAAGCUUCAUUAUCGUUGCCGUUGACGGUUGAUGCUUAUACAAAUACUUUGCUAAGAGUGAAAAGACCUGAGCUAAAGUCACCUUCGUUGUACACAACAUACAUGCCGAUGCCAAAUCGUCAAACAUCACAGCCCAAAUAUAAAUCAAUUGUCGCUCGAAUUUUGUCAGCUCUUUUUAGUCCCGUUGCUUUUUGUCUCAUCGCUGUUUCAUAUUUCCUAUUCCCUUCAACAGAAUCUCAAAAUAAGGCAAAUUUAAUUCAGAAAAUGAGUGGAAUCAAAGCUCCAGUAUUUUGGUUUAGUCAUUACAUUUUCGAUCUAAGUUAUCACAUGAUAAUAUUUCUAGUCGUAUUUAUAUCAAUUAUCAUCAUCGAUCAAUUUCUUUUCAUAAGUUUUAAAACUUUCGUUUGCUUCGUGAUACUUUUCAUAUUAUAUGGAUUGGCAUCGAUUCCAUUGUUCUAUCUAUUCUCAUUUUUACCUGUGGCUCCUGAUAGUGGAUUCUCAUUACUAGCAAAUAUCUCACUUGCUAGUACUCUUAUUGGUUCGGGAUUAGCUGCGAGUCUUGUGGCUUUUGGACAAUUGAAAUCGAUUCACGUCUUUAUUGGUAACUUUCCUCCAUUUGCAAUGUCAUUUGGAUUGUCCAAAAUCUAUGGGUCGAUUAAAUUGUUCACUGAAUGUAAAAAGAUCAAUGCUUGUCCGGACGGGAACAUAUUUGCUCGUGAUAUUUGUUGUGCAAACAAUGCAACUUACAUACCAUAUGAACCUUUUGCAUGGAAAAAUGAUGGAAUUUAUCCGGAAAUAGUGAUGCUUAUUGUUGACACUAUUUUGUACACAUUGGUAUUGAUAAUUCUGGAUAUGAACUUACAUCGACUUGGAUAUUGGUACGAAUCGAUUCGUGCAAGAUUAUCAUCAGAUGGAAAAUCCGAAAAUGGUGUUGAAGAUGAAGAUGUAGUACGAGAGAGAGAUCGAGUAAAACAAUUGAUUGGUUCAAAUGGAAUACGAAAUGAAGCUUUAAUUGUUGAUGGUUUAACUAAAGAUUUUGGUUCAUUUCGAGCUGUUGAUAGGAUUACUUUCGGUGUACAUAAAGCAGAGUGUUUUGGUUUGUUGGGUGUUAAUGGUGCAGGUAAAACAACAACAUUCCGAAUGUUAACUGGAGAUAUUAUGGUUACUUCAGGAGAUGGUUAGGGAGGAUAUUCAUUGCGAAAAGAUUUACUCAAUUUCCAACAAUCAAUAAGUUAUUGUCCACAAUUUGAUGCGCUACUUGACAAUUUAACUCCAGUGGAAAGUUUAAUGUUAUUUGCACGAAUCAGGGGAAUGCCUGAAAGUAAAGUAAAGGAUAAUGUAAAUUAUAUAAUUGAAUCAACUGAUUUAACUUCAUUCGCCAACACAUGUAAUCAGAAUCUAAGUGGUGGUAAUAAGAGGAAAUUAUCAUUGGCCAUUGCAUCUAUUGCUAAACCAGAGGUGAUUUUCUUGGAUGAACCAACCACCGGUGUAGAUCCAGCAUCGAGACGGAAAAUAUGGUCCACAUUGAUUCAUCUUCGUGAUACAAGUGGAUCAUCAAUUGUACUAACCAGUCACUCUAUGGAUGAAUGUGAAGCCUUAUGUUCACGAAUCGGUAUAAUGGCUCGAGGCAAUUUCAAGUGUCUUGGUUCAUCUCAACAUUUAAAAGAAAAGUUUGGACUUGGAUUUACAUUGAUAAUUAAAAUGACUCAAUCCAAUCAACAAUCUAAUCAAUCGGUCCAAUCCAAUCAACAAUUGGAUAAAAUUAAAAGAUGGAUGGUCGAGAAAUUCCCUUCGUCCAUUUUGAGAGAUGUUCAUCAAACUAUUCUUCAUUAUCAUAUAACGGACACUUCACUUCGUUGGGGUGAAAUGUUGAGGUGUUUAGAUGAAGCAAAACGAUUAUUGCCCAUUGAAGAUUUUACUUUAACUGGAACAACAUUAGAACAAAUUUUCUUAUCAUUUGCUAAACAAACUUAACAUUAAUUAUUCUCAUUACAGUUUCAUUCAUUAACAUCAAUUAUCAUUUUUUUAAAAUCUAUUUAAUCAAUAAACAUUUAAGAUUCACUAAGA